UGGCGGAAUUCUGCAACCCUAACCCGAAUGCAAAGACUUUGUUUGGAAAGGCGGGGUACUCGCGUCAUUCAGUGGUGGAUUUGUCAGUGACCCAAUAGGAACGCCUCGCAUCCCUUGACAUCGACCUAUAUAACAUGAUCCAUCCUGAUCAAGAACACAUAGUCCACCGUGUCACACCACCUGUACUCACGUAUAUCAGCAUCUGAUUUCCAGAUUUCUUCUUCUCGAGCCUGUUCACCCUAACAGCUUAAUCGCAACCAUGGCAUCCACUAUCCCCACGACAAUGAAAGCGCACAUCUACACCAACACCUCACCAACAUUAGAGGCCAACCUCUCCAUCUCAACAUCAGUCCCAACUCCGACUGUAUCUGGACCCAAUGAACUGCUGAUUCAAGUCUUGUCAGCAUCCAUCAACCCAGCCGACCACAAAGUCCCAGAGCUGCCCGGCCCUGUCCGGCGGCUAGUCAUCAAGACGCCUGCCACCCCUGGCAUGGACUUUUGUGGCCGUGUGGUUCAAGCUGGGACAAAGGUUGACUCAAUCGCACUGGGAGAUAUAGUAUACGGUCGCUUGGGGCCUAAACAGCAUGGAUCUCUCGGAGAGUACAUCACCGCGCCAGCCAACGUUGUUGCCGUCCUUCCCAAGGAGGGUGUGACAGUCGACGAGGCGGCUGCCAUUGGAGUAGCAGGACUGACUGCCUACCAGGCAAUCCAGCCCAAUGUCAAAAAGGGCGACAAGAUUUUCAUCAACGGUAGCUCGGGUGGUGUCGGCUGCUUUGCCGUGCAAAUCGCCAAGGUUUUGGGCUGUCACGUCACCGCCUCAUGUUCACCGGCCAAGGCCGAGCUCGUCAAAUCGCUGGGUGCCGACGAGAUCAUCGACUACACCACCACAGACGUCUGCGAGUACUUGCGUGCCAAAGGAAAGGUAUUCGCGCAGGUUCUGGACAACGUGGGCACGCCCGACAACCUGUACAAAGCGUCUGAUGAAUUCCUCAUUGCAGGCGGGAAGUUUGUACAGGUUGGGAGCCCGUUGUCGCUCGGCGCGCUUCGAUCCGCGGCCUCCAGGGCGCUGCUGCCGUCUUUCUUGGGAGGGGGCAAGAGCAAGUACGAAGUUUACACCAUUCGGGAUUCUGCGGAGGAUCUGAAGGUGCUGGGCCAGUGGAUCAAGGAGAAGAAGAUCAAGGUUGUAAUUGAACAGACGUAUGAAUUUGAGGAUGUGCCGAAAGCCUUUGCCAAGUUGAGGACGGGAAAGAGCGCGGGGAAGCUGGUGAUCCAUGUUGGAAAGUGA
Messenger RNA from Podospora pseudocomata, 1285 nucleotides. RefSeq lists its product as uncharacterized. Gene Ontology annotation, molecular function: oxidoreductase activity. Bases 260 to 1285 code for a protein of 341 amino acids. The transcript is spliced from 2 exons. The record is from RefSeq and is a predicted model, not a curated record. NCBI's taxonomy places the organism in Eukaryota, Fungi, Ascomycota, Sordariomycetes, Sordariales, Podosporaceae. Gene Ontology annotation, cellular component: mitochondrion.